Messenger RNA from Misgurnus anguillicaudatus (oriental weatherfish), 674 nucleotides. It is a transcript of the gene med9, whose product is annotated as mediator complex subunit 9. NCBI's taxonomy places the organism in Eukaryota, Metazoa, Chordata, Actinopteri, Cypriniformes, Cobitidae. Gene Ontology annotation, biological process: regulation of transcription by RNA polymerase II. Gene Ontology annotation, molecular function: transcription coregulator activity. Gene Ontology annotation, cellular component: mediator complex. The record is from RefSeq and is a predicted model, not a curated record.
AUCACCUUCAAGAAACGCAGACGCAUAUUGAUGACGCAGACGUUCUGCGCAGAAACAUCAUGGCGGCUACUGCACCGGUUGUAGAGGAGCCUGAAGAUUAUUCCUUUUUACCCAUUAUUCAUGAUAUUAUCAAAUGUAUGGACAAAGACAGUCCAGACGUACUUCAGGAACUGAACAAACUGAAGACGAAGAUCCAGGAGGCUCGGGAGCAGAUUUCAGCUAUGCCAGGCAUCGACAUGAGUCCUGCGCUACAGGAUAAUAAACUACGCACUCUGAGAGAGCAGGUCCAGACCAAAAACCAGCUUCUGCAGAAAUAUAAGAGCCUUUGCAUGUUUGAUAUCCCUAAACCCUCAUGAGAUUGCCUUUUUUUUGCAAUAAGGAAAGAGACACGGACAUUAUUUCACUUUGGUCAGCGCUUUUGUGGUGGGGUUGUCCCUCCUGUGAAGGUAGAACUGGUUCAGUGAUGCAGUGCUUGUUUGUUGAUAUACUAUAUGUUAAUAUUUUGUAUUUUUUCACUUUGGAAAAUUAUUUUGACACAUUAUGACUAUUUUGAGCUAAAGAAUAUUUCUUGGAUUUGUUUAAUGUUUACAGCAUGUGUAUUAAAUUGGCUUUUCUUUUCUAAACAAACGCUUUCACUUAAGAUAAAAAAUAAAACUUUUUAUAGUGUGCAAAUA